AUGAAGGGUCUUGUGUUGAUUGCCUUGAGCGGCCUGAUCUUGGCCAGUGUCCAGGCCAGGAUUCUGCCGCAGGAGGAGGAUCCUCUCCUCUGGGAGUUGCCCGAAGUGCCAGAAGAGGUUAAUGUGAUUGAGCCCAGAGCUGCUGGCUGCUCGAUCAAGAUCCGUAGCUCUGAGCUGAAGGAUCCCCAGCCCCUGCUGAUCAAGACAGGAACUUCCGAGAUCGUUGGCUUCUCCGACACCGGCUAUGUCGAUGUGGACAAGGACAAGGACAUUGAAUUCCACUGCACCAGCAGCCUGGCCUCGCCCCUGUCCGGCAAAUCGGUGACUGCCAAGUGUGUGGGCGGCACCACCUUCAAGAUUGAUAACAAGGAGCACGAUCUGUCCGCCAUUAAGUGCACAUCCUGGCCAGCAUUUGUGGGCAAGAAGUCCGGUUCCAGCUGCAACGGUGGCACCACUCUGAUCAACGUGGGCUUCGAGCUCUCCGGCUCCCGCUUUGCCAAGCAGUACGAUGUGUGCUUCAACGAGGACGAGGAGGUGACCCGCUACGUGUACCAUCGUUUGGUGCCUGGUAACAACUACUAUGCCACCGGAGUGGACAGGAUUACGUUCGGCGCCGGCGGCUACUUUGCGGGCAAGAACGUGGACAAGCUGUACACGCAGGCCGUCCAGAAGGAGACAAUCGACAAGGAGCUGGACAUGGACUCUGCUCGCUAUUUUGACUCGGCGAAGAACGUCUUCCUGGCCCGCGGUCAUAUGGGUGCCAAGGCUGACUUUGUGUUUGCCCCGGAGCAGAGGGCCACUUUCCUGUUCAUCAACGCCGCUCCCCAGUGGCAGACCUUCAAUGCUGGAAACUGGGCUCGCGUUGAGGAUGGUGUCCGUGCCUGGGUGGCCAAGGAGAAGAAGUCUGUGGAGUGCUGGACGGGAGUCUGGGGCGUGACAACGCUGCCCAACAAGAAUGGAGAACAGAGGGCGUUGUAUCUGUCUCAUGACAACAACGGCAAUGGCCUGAUCCCUGUGCCCAAGCUCUACUUCCGUGUGGUCAUCGAGCCAUCGACCAAGAAGGGCAUCGUUUUGAUUGGCGUAAACAACCCGCAUCUGAGUCUGGAGGAGAUCAAGCGCGACUACAUCCUCUGCACGGAUGUCAGCGACAAGAUCAACUGGAUUAGCUGGAAGAAGACCGACAUAACCGCCGGCUACUCGUACGCUUGCGAGGUGCCCGAGUUCCGAAAGAAGGUCGAUCAUCUGCCCCAGUUUUCGGUCAGUGGGCUACUGGUUUGAGUAUCUUUUCAGAAUAAAAAUAAAUACAUACCUGAAAUUAAA
Drosophila kikkawai is the source of this 1320-nucleotide messenger RNA. RefSeq lists its product as uncharacterized. Gene Ontology annotation, molecular function: metal ion binding; RNA endonuclease activity; single-stranded DNA endonuclease activity. Gene Ontology annotation, cellular component: nucleus; mitochondrial inner membrane. NCBI's taxonomy places the organism in Eukaryota, Metazoa, Arthropoda, Insecta, Diptera, Drosophilidae. Gene Ontology annotation, biological process: apoptotic DNA fragmentation. The record is from RefSeq and is a predicted model, not a curated record.